Molecule: messenger RNA, 1088 nt
Organism: Periophthalmus magnuspinnatus
Lineage: Eukaryota; Metazoa; Chordata; Actinopteri; Gobiiformes; Gobiidae
Exons: 6
Coding region: 351-1088 (245 amino acids)
Source: RefSeq, a predicted model, not a curated record
UACUGUUCUACCUUUUAUGUGCACUGGUCUUCCUCACACUGGCACAUUGUGCCAGUGGUCCUGUGUUUGAGACACAAACCUCUGAUGUGGGACAAACAGUGACUCUACGAUGUCCCCGUGAUCCCUCUAAGAGCAACACAAAUUUGUACUGGAUCAGACUUCUCUCUGGAAAUGUGCCGGAGUCUUUAGGAGGAACAGGAUCAUUUAAUGAUAAAAAAUCCUAUGUACCUUUGUACUCUUCCAUUAAAACAAAGCAAGAACCUGGAUCAUUUGUACUGAGCAUUGAGAGACCACAGCUGAGUGACACUGGACUUUACUACUGUGUGAGAGUACAACAUAUUGAGAAAACCAUGGUCUUUACCAAUGUCACAUUUUUAAAUAUUAAAGACCCAGCCUCAGCCGUGAGAGUGGAGAGUCCAGAUCUGUCUGGUCCAGUGGACUCAGGAGACUCUGUGGAUCUUCAGUGUUGGGUCCAGAUGGAGAAUGCUCAGUGUUUUGAGGAGCACAUGGUUUGGUGGUUCAGGUCUGGACUGGACCAGUCUGGUCCUGGUUUAGUCUACACUCAGAGGAACAGCUCUGCUCAGUGUGACAGGAGCACAGAAGAUCCUGGUCCUCAUAAAUGUCUCUACACUUUCUCCAAAACCAUGAGCCCCUCUGACGCAGGGACGUACCGCUGUGCUGUGGCAGCCUGUGGACACAUUCUCUUUGGGAAUGGAACUAAAGUCAAUAAAAAAGAGAACCAGUGUGAUUUUGACAAGACCAUCAUUAUUGUGCUCAGUGCUCUAUUAACCGUCAGUCUCAUUGUUAUAAUGGUUCUCAGUUAUUCCAUUAUAAAGAGGAAGUGUUGUAGUUGUUUUUAUGUUGGACAAAAUGCUGAUGAUGUAAACAUCAGUGAACACACAUGUCUUAAGACCUCCCCAGAGCCAGUUUUCACGUACGGAGAUCCGGUCGUCGAGAUGUCCACCUUCAACUACUGUCCAGAUCCCUCUGCACCGGCCCCUUACGGAUCCUCCUGCAGGUGGGAGGUCCAUGGGGGCUGUGCCCAGCUGGGCCCCAUGGGGAAGGCCCAGCCACCAGACGCUCACUGA